Molecule: messenger RNA, 2711 nt
Organism: Clunio marinus
Lineage: Eukaryota; Metazoa; Arthropoda; Insecta; Diptera; Chironomidae
Source: the annotation of a GenBank genome assembly
UUCGAUGUCAACCGGUUUAUUGUGUAUCUAAAUAAAAUGCGGUUUAUAGAACUGGUUUAGUUGAAUUGCGUGCUCUGGUUUUUUCAAAAGUAUAGAAUGGCAAGAAGAGUAUAAAAUAUUAUUCGCAAAUAUAACAAUUCAUCGACAACUUCAAGACACGACACCUGUAAAUUUAAAAAGUGUCAUAGCUCGCAUAAACAUUGCGUGUACGUAAAACGCUUAAUUAAUCGAAGUGAACGAUGAAUUUCGAUGAUUAUGAAAACCUCCCGAAUGCGAAAUUGUCAGUAACCAUGUUUGCGGGCGCUUCAGCAGGAAUCAUGGAACAUAUAUCGAUGUACCCUAUUGACACGAUAAAGACGAGAAUGCAAUCACUCUCUCAUGCGAAUGAAACGAUUGGACAUGUUUUCAAAGAAAUGGUUCGUCAGGAGGGAAUAACUCGGCCAUUGAGAGGAAUUGGAGCUGUCGUUUUGGGAGCGGGACCUGCACAUGCUUUCUACUUUAGCACUUAUGAAUUCACAAAAGAGAAACUCACAGAGUUGAAAUUUAAUGAUAACAUUAAUUACAUCCUAAGUGCGACAUCAGCCACGCUGAUACACGACGCCAUUUCAAACCCUACCGAAGUGAUCAAGCAACGACUACAAAUGUAUGAUUCACCUUAUAAAUCAGUCGUGGAAUGUGCAAGAAAAGUUUUCCAACAAGAAGGCAUUUCGGCUUUUUAUCGCUCAUACACGACACAACUUGUAAUGAAUCUGCCUUUCCAAGCCAUUCACUUUACAACAUAUGAAUUCCUUCAAGAGGCAUUAAAUAAGGAACGGAAAUAUUCACCGGGUGUACAUAUGGUAGCUGGUGGUGCAGCUGGAGCAGUUGCUGCUGCUUUUACAACACCGUUAGAUGUAUGUAAGACGUUGCUUAAUACACAAGAAACUGGAAUAGGAUCAACACGAGGUCUAAUCGAUGCUGUGAAGAAAGUUUAUCGUGUUGCUGGUUUUAAAGGAUUCUUUAAGGGACUUCAAGCUCGAGUGCUUUAUCAAAUGCCAGCAACAGCUGUGUGCUGGUCAACAUAUGAGUUCUUCAAAUAUCUUCUAAAUCGUACUGAAAAGAAGCAAAUUGUAACAUCCUUGGCACCUUCUUUAAAUACGCCGGUAUCAUCAUCGUUUGACGACAAUAAAUCUUCAAAGCAACCUUUACACUUUGUUUUACCGAAAGAUUCACCAAAAAUCUUAAACGAUUUGCCCAACACCAGUAUCCAUUCAUCAUCAUCAACCAAUCCACCACCAACAUUACCCUAUCCCCGUGAACUUCCCGCAAUGUCAAAUGGAAUUGUAUAUGCCCAUACAAUGCAUGAGAAUCAUCGUCCCACACAUCUGACUGACUUCAGAUCAAAUUCAUAAUUUGACUUCAAAUCUUUAAUUUUAUUUUAAUUUUUUUCGUUUAAAACUUCACUUAGUCGCUCUUGAGUAGUUGAGCGACGAAGAAUUGUUGAUCAGGUUCUUGUUAUUUGAACUUCUUAAAAGUUUAAUCUUAUAAAUCACGAAAUGAUGAGAAGAAUCAUUAAUUAGUUGCUCGAUAUUUAACUCCAUCUUCACAUCACUGAAUCCAUUCAUUACACAUUCGUGUACAAAGAAUAGAAAUUGAUAGUGAGAAGCGAAAGAAAAAUUUGGGUAAAUUUUCUCAAGUUUUCUAUUCAUUCAGAUUUAAAUUUGUUUUCUUCAAUAUAAAACAAAAAAAAGGUCAAUUAAAUAAUCAAAAAGAAUGAGUAUAGAAAAAAAUCUUAGUCUGCGAACCAAAUGAAGGGGAGCAUUGGUCAAUUCCAUCACAAAAUAAUCAAAUUAAGAAAAUAAUGAGAAUCAAUUGAUGGAGUUUAUUGUGAGUAUAAAUUUGGGAAGUAAUGAAUGUGAUGAAAUUUUUGAAUGAACCCCUAAUCGUGAAGGUUUUCACAUAAAAAUUUUGCGCUUCACUUGAUUUUUAUGUAAUUUAAUUAAAUACCAAUCAAUUUGAAUGCUCACGAACUUCUAUAAAAAACUUUAAAAUAAUAAAUAAAAAAAGUACAAGUUUAAGUGAAGAAUGUACGAUAGCACUGGUUCCUUUCGCCAGAAAUCCUUCUUAAUAUUCUUAUAAGUUCCUUUUCACUGAAUACAACAUAAAUUUAUUCUUUUGAAGCAAGCAAUCACUUGAGGGUAAUGAUUAAAAAGAAAAGAAAAGAAAAAUCACUACUCGAUUGAUAAGCUUGACUCGAUAAAGUCACAUAAGUAACAAAACAUUUAAGAAACGUGAUUAAAGUAAAUUUAAACGACUUUGAUUGAUGAAAACUUGAAGAAGGAAAAUAAAAACACAAUAAUUAUAAUCUGAAAAAUAAGAUCGCACGUAUUGAAUGACGAUAAAAAGUGAAAAGAUUAAUCCAGCAGAUACUUUGUUGCGAGAGCUUCAGAAAUGAACGGAAAUCAAUUUGUCAUCAAUCGCUUUUUUAUGCAUUUCACCUUCAGUGCAAAGGUACAUGUGUAAAUACUUAAUAAGAUUUUAUUGAAUGAAACAUUUUACAGAUUCAAAAAUUAUCUUUAAUACUAAAUAGUCUGCAUGAAAAAAGGAGAAUAUCCACGUUAGAAUAUUAUGUUAUCAAUGCUAUUAUAAUUUUUUCUUUCUUGAAGAACGAGAAGAAAAAAAGAGGCAAAAAUAAAUCGAAAGAAAACAUUUUAUUGAAAAUAAAAAUCAAA